AUGGUCUACCCAGAUACCGCCGAGGGCUUCAUGAUCGAGGACCAGAAGAAGUGGCAGGAUUUCAAGAAGCAGGAGUUCAAGCUCAAGCCUUUUGAGGACCGUGAUAUUGAUAUCGCUGUCGAGGCGUGCGGUGUGUGCGGCUCUGAUGUCCACACUAUCACUGGCGGAUGGGGAGACUGCCCACUUCCAAUCUGCGUCGGUCACGAGAUCGUCGGCAAAGCCAUCAAAGUCGGCAAAGACGUCAAAACCAUCAAAGUCGGCGACCGCGUCGGCGUAGGCGCCCAGAUCCAAGCCGACCUGACCUGCAACAACUGCAAGGCCGACCAAGAGAACUACUGCCCCAACGCCGUCGACACCUACGGCGCGCCAUACAAAGAUGGAACAAUCGCGCAGGGAGGAUACUCGUCUCAUGUCCGCGCGCACGAGUACUUUACUUUCAAGAUUCCGGAUAAUAUCUCGAGCGAGAUUGCCGCUCCUAUGCUUUGUGCAGGUCUUACGGUCUACAGCCCGCUCGUGCGGUUAGGUGCUGGGCCGGGUAAGAAGGUCGCUAUCGUUGGGAUGGGCGGUCUCGGCCACUUCGCCGUCCUCUGGGCCGCCGCCCUCGGCGCCGAAGUCUACGUCCUCUCGCACAGCCCUUCCAAGAAAGACGACGCCCUCAAAAUGGGCGCCAAGCACUUCAUCGUCACCAACGACGAAGACUGGCACAAGCCCUACGCCUUCAACUUCGACUUCAUCCUCAACUGCGCCGACGCCACGCACAAAUUCAACCUCAAGGACUACUUCAGCACCCUGAAAGUCAUGGGCCGCUUUCACACAGUUGGCUUCGGAGACCAUCCUCUCCCAACUCUCAUGGCGCAGGACUUCGCGCCGAAUGGCUGCUAUAUCGGCGCGUCGCAUAUCGGCAACCGCCCGGAGAUGUUGGCCAUGUUCGAUUUGGCGAGCAAGCAGGAGAUUCAGAGCUGGAUCCAGACGGUGGAUAUUAGCGAGGAAGGGUGCAAGGAGGCGGUGACGGCUGUGUCGGAGAAUAAGGUCAGGUAUCGGUAUGUGUUGACGGGGUAUGAUAAGGUUUUUGGGAAGAGGGAUUAG
Zasmidium cellare ATCC 36951 is the source of this 1086-nucleotide messenger RNA. RefSeq lists its product as uncharacterized. Gene Ontology annotation, biological process: alcohol metabolic process. Lineage: Eukaryota; Fungi; Ascomycota; Dothideomycetes; Mycosphaerellales; Mycosphaerellaceae. Gene Ontology annotation, molecular function: alcohol dehydrogenase (NADP+) activity; zinc ion binding. The transcript has 4 exons. Bases 1 to 1086 code for a protein of 361 amino acids. The record is from RefSeq and is a predicted model, not a curated record.